AUGAGAAAAGUCAUAGCUGUUGAUGGGACAUUUUUGAGAAGUAAAUAUGGUGGUGUGUUAUUGUCUGCUGUUGCACAGGAUGCGGAGAAUCAUAUUUUUCCGGUGACAUUUUGCGUAGUAGACUCUGAAUGUGAUGCUUCCUACCGAUACUUUUUCGAGCAAUUGAGAAGUUUUGUACUUGAUACUCCUGAAUUGUGCAUAAUCUCUGAUAGACAUCAAAGUAUUAGAAAAAUGGUUUCAAUUGUAUUUCCUUUAGCUCAUUAUGGUUGUUGCAUGAGGCACUUAGGAGAAAAUAUUCGAAAUAAUUUUCACAAUGCGAGUGUUGUCUACCACUUUUAUAAGGCGGCAAAAGCAUAUAAUAUUGAUGUGUUCAGUGAUCAUUUUAAUCGGAUAAGAGAUUUGGUUCCACAGGCUGCCACACAUCUUGAACGCAUUGGAUUUCACCGAUGGAGCAGGGCAUUCUUUCUCGGAAAUAGGUACAAUAUUAUGACGACAAAUAUUGCUGAGUCGGUUAACUCAAUGUUUCUUGAUGAAAGAGAAUAUCCCAUUACUGCUCUAUUUGAUGCAAUAAACAGGCGAUUUGCAGAAAAAUUUCAUAAGAGACGUAUGAAAUUCAUUAAUGCACCAACCAUCUUCGUCCCUUCGAUAGAAAAAGACAUUGCAAAAAAUAUUAAUCUGGGGAACAAGCUAUUGGUCCAUCAAACUGCCAACUACAAGUAUAUUGUCACUGGUCAAGAUGAAGUUGCAACAGUUGAUUUGCUAGCCAAAUCUUGUACUUGUAAAGUUUUUGACAUUGACAAAGUACUUGUCCACAUGCUAUGGCAGCGCUUCGAUGCCAAUAUGGUGAUGACUAUGGGAGACGCAUUUAUGAGUACUCCUCUUCGUAUUACAAUGUAG
This is a messenger RNA of Solanum stenotomum, 897 nucleotides long. RefSeq lists its product as uncharacterized. The coding region runs from base 1 to 897 and encodes 298 amino acids. NCBI's taxonomy places the organism in Eukaryota, Viridiplantae, Streptophyta, Magnoliopsida, Solanales, Solanaceae. The transcript is spliced from 2 exons. The record is from RefSeq and is a predicted model, not a curated record.